UCCCAGCACUGUUGUCUUCUAUAAGCCAAAGAGUGCUCUUCGCCUUUAACUCCACUGUACCCCACUGUGCAGGGGAAAUGUAGUGUUAGCCUUUUAUUUUGUCGGCACAUAAAAAGAUGCGCCGUCUAGUUGUUUCUAAUAAUAGCCGAUCUUAUUUUAACUGCACCGACGCCUUAUUGCAUUAUGGAUGCCUCCGGAAUGGUGUCCCUUCAAGAUAGCGUGGGAAUAUUUCAGUAGAAGGCAGUGUGGCUGUGCAUCUCAGGGCUAAAUGCUCCAGCAUCAUUCGGCCGCCUAUAACUGCAAGAGCAUCUCGUUUACCGGAGGCUGUGUCAUGCCUGUAGCGUGAGUCUGGGCUGCUGUGCACGGGCAUGCGUUUCUUUGAUCCGCUGCUGAUCACUUUAUUCUCUGCAUGCCGGAUUUAACUCCGCGGGAGCGCUAUGCGGGAGUAUAAGGUGGUGGUGCUCGGCAGCGGCGGGGUGGGGAAGUCCGCGCUGACGGUCCAGUUUGUCACCGGGACAUUUAUAGAAAAGUACGACCCGACCAUUGAAGAUUUCUACAGGAAGGAGAUCGAGGUGGAUUCCUCUCCGUCGGUGCUGGAGAUCCUCGACACGGCCGGCACCGAGCAGUUCGCCUCAAUGAGAGACCUUUACAUCAGAAACGGCCAGGGCUUCAUCCUGGUCUACAGCCUGGUCAACCAGCAAAGUUUUCAGGACAUCAAACCCAUGAGAGAUCAGAUCAUCAGGGUGAAAAGGUACCAGCAGGUACCGGUGGUUCUGGUGGGCAACAAGGUGGACCUGGAGGAUGAGAGGGAGGUGUCCCCCAGCGAGGGCCAGGCGCUGGCUGAGGAUUGGGGCUGCCCCUUCAUGGAGACGUCGGCCAAGAGCAAGACCAUGGUGGAUGAGCUUUUCGCGGAGAUCGUCAGGCAGAUGGACUUCUGCCCUCUGCCGGACCGGAGAGAGGCCUGCUGCCCCGCCUGUAGCAUACAGUAGCUGAAUGUCGGAGGGGAGGUGGAGCAGGAGUGAUUGGUGGAUGGAUUGGAGAGGAGUAGAAAUUAGAGUCCAAAUGUAUUCAUGUUAGACAAACUUGAAGAUUGGAGAGGGGGCAGGGUUAAAGGAAGCAAACCCCCACUUUUGGUGUCACUAUUCUUAGCUGCUUCCUAGAGGAUUCUGGGAAAUGUAGGAAGUUGCAGAGAAAGCAGGUUAAGGGGAAUUCAGUUUUGACAUUCACUACUUCUCCAACACAGAGGGGAUUUUUUUCCCCUCUUAAAAUAAAACAAAAAACAAAAACACACGACCUUCCUGCUACUAUCACGGUUUUUGCUGAUUAUUCCAGAGUGAAUUCCCGGGGUUUUCCCAAAGGCAGCGCGGUGCCAAAAACCAUCUUAAAAGCCAUCAACAAAGAGGACCACAGUGCUAAAUGCUUUUGGGAAAGCAGCCAUAGGUCCAUGGGAGGACGGCUCGGCGUGCUCAGCAGUUCUAUCUGUCCUGUUUUUCUUCUGCUUGUUGUUCUAUUUUGCACUUUUUUGGUUUUUUUGCCAGUGCAACGGCCAUUCACCGAGUACCCGGAGAGAUAAGUUAACACCACUGUGAAGGAGUCGUUACUGGAAGGUGCAUUUGGAAGCAGGGCCCACCUUAACAAUAAAUGAAUGACAGGAUGAACGAAUGUGUUUGAAACAAACAAACAAACAAAAAA
This is a messenger RNA of Maylandia zebra (zebra mbuna), 1692 nucleotides long. Its product is annotated as ras-related protein Rap-2a. Lineage: Eukaryota; Metazoa; Chordata; Actinopteri; Cichliformes; Cichlidae. The record is from RefSeq and is a predicted model, not a curated record. Gene Ontology annotation, cellular component: membrane. Gene Ontology annotation, molecular function: GTP binding; GTPase activity. Gene Ontology annotation, biological process: Rap protein signal transduction.